Parasteatoda tepidariorum (common house spider) is the source of this 1632-nucleotide messenger RNA. RefSeq lists its product as uncharacterized. Lineage: Eukaryota; Metazoa; Arthropoda; Arachnida; Araneae; Theridiidae. The record is from RefSeq and is a predicted model, not a curated record.
CCAAAAUAAGAAUUGGAACCUGUCGGAGUUUUAUUUUCUUUCGAAGUCAUUAAUGUUUUUCUUUGUUUAUAAAAGUUGCCGAUUAAAGUUGAAAUCGCUCAGGUUAUUUCAUAAUAUUUGCGAAUUAGUGUUCAAUAGUGAGCUCUUAAAACUUAUACCCCAAUUAAAUAAUGGAAGAUCAAGAGGAUGUCACUGUAAUAAAUUCCAGUUUACCUGAAGAUUCAUUUGAAAUCAGAAGUCCUGAAGUUGAACCACUCAAUCAAAGUAAUUUCAGUGUUUCCGAAUCGAUUGAAGUUGUCAAUACAGAAGACUCAAUAAUUUGUAUAGAGGAAGAUGAAGGAUGGAUAGAGCUUCAACCGGACAAUGAUAUUCCUCCUAAUCUUUCUUCUUCCAGUCUACCUGUUACUAUUCCUUUUACAUCAGGUGAUAUAGAAUCUUCAUCUAUUAACCAUUCUAAUGAUGAUGAUGAUUUUUGUAUAGUUUUUGAAAAGAAAGCAUCACCGUCAGAAGUGCAAAUUUUAGAAAAUUACAUGAGUCCAAACACAGAGGCUAAGAAAAAACACAGAAAAUCUCAGAAUCCAAGGCCAUCAAAUCAAAGUGAAUACCCUAAUAGUGUAACAGAAUACACAGACCUUUCAUUAGAUGAUUCCGUCUUAAUUGUUGAAGGAAACACCUAUGUUCCUGUUGCUACACCGCCUGAAAGCCAAAAUUAUGUUUUGAAUAGAUUGCAACAAAUAGCCUCUGAAUCAGCGGAGAAGAAAAAAAGAAAGAUAGAGUGUGGAGUUUGUUUUGAUGGUCCUGAUGAGAUUGAAGCAAGUGGCAGGAGUUUAGUCAGCACUAAUUGUGGACACAUAUUUUGUUCCGAUUGUAUAAAACUAGCUAUAAAAAAUUGCAAGCAAUGCCCCCAAUGUAGAAAAAGGCUUACUAUGAAGCAGUUCCAUGCUCUCUAUAUAUAACAUCCUUAUUUUUUUGCAAUCUUUUGGAUUUUCUGUUGUUUUAUUUGUAUUAUAGAUGCUAGUAAGUUUACUUACCUUUUGAAUUAAAAUAUUCAUAUUUACCAAAGUAUUGUUUUUAAAAAAAUACAAACGCAAAAUUCGUACCACAAUCUUAACUUUUUGUCACAAAAAUAAGACUUUUUAGAAAAUGCUGUACGCCUUUCCAUUUAUUGCUUUUAAUUUGAGAAGCAUAAAAUAUUGUAACUUUGUUGAUUUCUGAUGUUCAGAUUACAUUCUAUUUACAUUUUGGGGCAAAAUAAAAUUAUGUUAAGUGUAUUAACUUUGAAAGUCAAAUGUUUGUAUGUUAAAAAACAUACAUAUUUAUAUUAUAAAUUUAUUUGUAUUUUGAAAUUGAAUAUAUGAUUUUUGCAGAAUUAAAUGUAAAACCAAAAAAAAAAAAGCUAUUUUUUUAAUAGUUUAUUUGGAUUUUGAAACGGAAUAUUGGUAUGAAUUACAAUAUUGUUCUCAAAGUAUAAAUUGUUAGAAUGGAAACAAAAAGUCUGAAAAUAUGUAGAACUAUUUUACUGUCAUUUUUUGUUAUAUAAUCAAAAUAUGUCUUUGUAUAUUUUUUUCUGACCUGUUGUAAUAUAAUCUAAAUUUGUAUAUUAAAAAAAUAAAAUGUUUGUAAUUAUUUGUA